Pezoporus occidentalis (night parrot) is the source of this 3759-nucleotide messenger RNA. RefSeq names its product RAN binding protein 17 (gene RANBP17). Gene Ontology annotation, cellular component: nuclear pore; cytoplasm. NCBI's taxonomy places the organism in Eukaryota, Metazoa, Chordata, Aves, Psittaciformes, Psittacidae. The coding region runs from base 19 to 3285 and encodes 1088 amino acids. The record is from RefSeq and is a predicted model, not a curated record. Gene Ontology annotation, molecular function: small GTPase binding; nuclear export signal receptor activity. Gene Ontology annotation, biological process: protein export from nucleus. The transcript has 28 exons.
CCACCGCUGCUGGGGAAGAUGGCGCUGCGCGUCCAGAGUCUGGCAGAACUCGAAGUGUUGUGUAACCACCUAUACGAAGGAACUGAUCUAGAACAGCGAAUGCAAGCUGAGAAAGUAGUCUUAGAGCUUAUUGACAGCCCAGGGUGUCUUAGCCAAUGCCAACUUCUAUUAGAACAAGGAACAACAUCCUAUGCUCAGCUUCUAGCAGCAACGUGCUUGUCUAAGCUUGUAAGCAGGGCAUCUCCGUUACCUGUCCAGCAAAGGAUUGACAUUCGAAAUUACAUUCUGAACUACCUAGCAUCUCAGCCCAAACUGGCUCCUUUUGUCAUCCAAGCUCUUGUGCAAGUCAUUGCUAAAAUUACAAAAUUAGGAUGGUUUGAGGUACUAAAAGAUCAACUCAUCUUCAGAGACAUUAUUGCUGAUGUAAAAAAGUUUUUGCAGGGCACUGUGGACCAUUCCGUAAUAGGAGUAAUGAUUCUCUCAGAACUGACUCAGGAAAUGAAUCUAGUUGAUUAUUCAAGACCUUCAUCAAAGCAUCGUAAAAUUGCCACCUCAUUCCGUGACACCUCUCUAAAGGACAUACUGAUGCUUGCGUGCUCACUUUUGAAGGAGCUCUUGGCAAAACCUUUAACCCUUCAGGACCAACGGCAGCAAAGUCUAGCAAUGCAACUUUUGAAGCUUGUACUAAACUGUCUUAAUUUUGAUUUUAUUGGAAAUUCAGCUGACGAAUCUGCAGAUGACCUGUGCACUGUGCAGAUUCCAACAAACUGGAGAACAAUCUUCCUGGAGCCAGAGACCUUGGACCUGUUUUUUGAUUUGUAUCAUUCCCUUCCACCUAUGCUGUCUCAGUUAGCACUUUCUUGUUUAGUGCAGUUUGCUUCUACAAGGAGAUCUUUAUUCAGCAAUCCAGAACGUGCCAAAUAUCUUGGUAAUCUGAUCAAAGGAGUGAGACACAUCCUGGAAAAUCCACAGGGUUUAUCUGAUCCAGGUAAUUACCAUGAAUUUUGUCGGUGUUUGGCUCGGCUAAAAACCAACUAUCAACUGGGAGAGCUAGUAAUGGUGAAAGAUUACCCCCAAAUCAUCCAGCUUAUAGCAAAUUUCACUAUUACUAGCCUACAGCACUGGGAAUUUGCUCCAAAUAGUGUUCAUUAUUUGCUAACUCUGUGGCAAAGAAUGGUAGCAUCUGUUCCAUUUGUGAAAACGGCAGAACCCCACCUCUUAGAUACAUAUGCACCUGAGAUAACAAAAGCUUAUAUUUCUUCUAGACUGGAAUGUGUUCCUGUAGUUAUAAGAGAUGGCUUAGAAGAUCCACUGGAUGAUACAGCUACAGUAUUCCAACAGCUGGAGCAACUGUGCACAGUGAGCAGGUGUGAAUACGAAAAGACCUGUACAUUUCUUGUACAGUUGUUUGACCAAAAUGCACAAAACUACCAAAAACUAUUGCACUCUUCUAGUAGGAAUCCAUUAGAAAUCACAGUUCAGGAAGGAUGUCUGGCAUGGCUUGUCUAUUUUGUGGGUGCUUUUGUGGGUGGCCGAUUAACAUACACUAGUACUGAGGAGCAUGAUGCUAUGGAUGGAGAGCUGUCCUGUCGAGUUUUUCAGCUGAUAUCUUUGAUGGAUGCCCAGUUACCACAGUCCAGUAAUGAAAAAGUAGAACUAGCAGUUCUGUGGUUCUUGGAUCAGUUCCGUAAAACAUAUGUGGGAGACCAGCUUCAGCACAACUCAAAGGUGUAUGCCCGAAUGUCAGAAGUCUUAGGAAUCACAGACGACAACCAUGUUCUGGAAACAUUUAUGGCAAAAGUUGUGACAAAUCUUAAAUACUGGGGAAGAUGUGAGCCUGUGAUUUCAAGAACUCUUCAGUUUCUAAAUGACCUUUCUGUUGGUUACAGUCUCCUGAAAAAGCUUGUGAAAAUAGAGGCUGUGAAAUUCAUGCUUCAGAAUCACACAAGUAAGCACUUCCCUUUCUUGGGUAUCAGUGAUAAUUCCAGCCUCAGUGACCUCAGGUGCCGGACAGUGUUCUACACUACUCUCACUCGUCUUCUCAUGGUAGAGUUAGGUGAAGAUGAGGAUGAGUUUGAGAAUUUCAUGCUUCCUCUCACAGUUUCAUUUGAAAGUGUGGCUCAGCUAUUCAACAGUAGUUUUGUACAAGAAGAAGCAAAGCGUAUGUUGAUCGGGCUGGCAAGGGAUCUUCGAGGGAUUGCCUUUGCACUAAACACAAAGACCAGCUACACCAUGCUGUUUGACUGGAUAUACCCCACAUACAUUUCUGUUCUGCAAAGAGCCAUUGAGCUCUGGUACCGUGAGCCUGCGUGCACAACCCCCAUCUUGAAGCUGAUGGCAGAAUUCAUGCAAAACAGAUCGCAACGUUUAAAUUUUGAUGUAUCAUCUCCAAAUGGAAUUCUUCUCUUCAGAGAAGCUAGUAAAAUGAUUUGUACCUAUGGUAAUCAGAUCCUCUCUCUUGGGACUUUGUCAAAAGAUCAGGUUUAUCCGUUGAAACUCAAGGGCAUUUCCAUCUGUUACUCUGCACUCAAAUCUGCCUUAUGUGGAAAUUAUGUCAGCUUUGGCGUCUUCAAGUUGUACGGGGACAACCACUUUGACAGUGUACUUCAGGCCUUUGUCAAAAUGCUGCUUUCAGUAUCCCACAGUGACUUGCUACAAUAUCGAAAAUUAAGCCAGUCUUACUACCCACUUUUGGAGUGCCUGACCCAAGAUCAUAUGAGUUUCAUUACCAGCUUAGAACCUCACAUCCUCGUCUAUAUUCUUACCUCAAUAUCUGAAGGACUGACUGCAGUAGAUACAAUUGUCUCCUCCAGCUGUUGUGCUAGUUUAGACUACAUUGUCACCUACCUCUUCAAGCACCUUGCUAAAGAAGGCAAGAAGACUCGAAGAGGUAGAGAGAUUUCACAGGAUGGACAGAGAUUGCUUCAUUUCAUGCAGCAGAACCCAGAAGUUCUACAGCAGAUGAUGUCCAUCCUAAUGAACACCAUCAUUUUUGAAGACUGCAGAAAUCAAUGGUCUGUGUCAAGACCGCUGCUUGGACUUAUACUUCUCAAUGAGAAAUACUUCAGUGAGCUGAGAGCAACCUUGGUAACCAGCCAGCCUGACAGCAAACGGGAAGUCCUUGACCAGUGCUUCAGGAAUCUAAUGGAAGGAGUUGAGCAAAACCUUUUGGUAAAGAACAGAGACAGGUUCACUCAGAAUAUGUCAAUCUUUCGCAGAGACGUGGCUGAAGCUCUGCGCAAUGAAGGGGCCUCGGAUCCCGUUACUUUAGAUAUGAUGAGUUAACAGUGACUGUGGGACCAGAGCACUGACUAACAAACCAGCCCUGAACGUUUGGGGACCCACUUACAUUGUUAAGAUAGAUUUUUGACCCUUGUGAAAACUAUUUUUUUAAGAUAUCUUCUGCCUUUUUGUAUCUCUGGCCUAAAUGUAAGGCUUUAUAACAGUGAAAAUGAUGGAAAAUCUGAGUUUGAAGGAUGUUUUCAGCCUUUCUUAUCAAAAUUUAUUAUCCUGUUAUUUUAUCUUUAUGGAACAGUGUAGAAACAGUACUUAACCAAAGAACAAAAUAAAUAUGCAUUCCUUCUAAACUUGUAUCAGUUAGUGAUUCUCAGCUCUACACAUAAUAGUAAAUAAUAUCUCAUCAGUUAAGAACUCCCCAGCUCACCCUGAGGUCGUAUCUGUUUGAACAUGAGAUGAAAGCCAAUGUGAAUUUUAUAUGACAGCUUCCUGAAAUAAUAAAAUCCACUAUUUUUUUACAAA